CGCCAUGCCUCUGUGCCCGCAGGUCCACUACUGUGCCAGCACGGGGACCACGCGCACCGUCCACCCCAGCGGCCUGGAGGUCGUGCGCUUUCCCGACAAGCGGACAGAGAAAUUCCACCCCGACGGCUCGAAGGAAGUCUUGUUCCCGGAUGGGACAGUGACGCGUUUUCUCGACGGACAAGAGGAGACGGUGUUUCCUGAUGGGACGUCGGUCAGCGUGGCCAGGAACGGCGACAAGACCAUCGUGUUCAGCAACGGGCAGCGGGACAUCCACACGGCCGAGUUCAAGCGGCGGGAGUACCCCGACGGCACCGUCAGGACCGUGUACUGCGAUGGCCGCCAGGAGACCAGGGACGCGUCCGGGAGGGUGAAGGUCAGAGGCGAGGCCAGGAACCGUGUCCUGGACUGGAAGUAG
Molecule: messenger RNA, 415 nt
Organism: Myotis daubentonii (Daubenton's bat)
Lineage: Eukaryota; Metazoa; Chordata; Mammalia; Chiroptera; Vespertilionidae
Product: centrosomal P4.1-associated protein-like
Source: RefSeq, a predicted model, not a curated record